This is a messenger RNA of Vigna radiata var. radiata (mung bean), 2064 nucleotides long. Its product is annotated as cytochrome P450 78A3. NCBI's taxonomy places the organism in Eukaryota, Viridiplantae, Streptophyta, Magnoliopsida, Fabales, Fabaceae. Gene Ontology annotation, molecular function: iron ion binding; oxidoreductase activity, acting on paired donors, with incorporation or reduction of molecular oxygen; heme binding. The record is from RefSeq and is a predicted model, not a curated record. Bases 137 to 1762 code for a protein of 541 amino acids. The transcript is spliced from 2 exons.
CCAUCUACCAUACUCAUCUCUUCCUUCGCUUUCCAACCUCAAAAGAAAGAAACUUUCUUCCUUCACUCCCUCUUUUUUCUUCAAUUCUCUGUUUCAACACACUCUCUCUCUCUCAAGUUCUCAAGUGUAGUAGAGUAUGACAACGCACAUUGAUAACCUGUGGGUGUUGGCCUUGGCCUCCAAAUGCACUCAAGAGAACAUUGCAUGGUCACUCUUGAUCAUGCUCUCUCUCUGGCUCACCAUGACUUUCUUCUACUGGUCUCACCCUGGUGGUCCUGCUUGGGGUAAGUACUACUCCUUCCAUUACUGGAAAAAGCCCACUUCAACCUCAUCCAACAACCUUAACCUUUCCUCGGAUACUGACAAAAUCAUUCCCGGUCCCAAAGGCUACCCUAUUUUCGGGAGCAUCACCCUCAUGAUCUCCCUCGCCCACCACCGUAUCUUUGCCGCAGCCAAGGCAUGCAACGCCAUCAGGCUCAUGGCCUUCAGCCUCGGAGACACCCGUGCCAUAGUCACGUGCCACCCCGAUGUCGCUAAGGAGAUUCUCACCAGCUCUGUUUUCGCUGAUCGUCCAAUCAAGGAAUCUGCAUACAGUCUCAUGUUCAACCGCGCCAUCGGUUUCGCCCCAUACGGUGUCUACUGGCGCACCCUCCGCCGCAUAGCCGCCACUCACCUCUUCUGUCCCAAACAAAUCAAGGCCUCCGAGCUCCAACGGGCAGAAAUAGCCGCCCAAAUGACCCGCUCCUUCUUGAACCGCCAAGGUGCCUUUCAGCUUCGUCAGGUUCUGAAAAAAGCUUCUCUUAACAACAUGAUGUGGUCUGUCUUUGGACAAAGAUAUAAGCUGGAUGAGGCAAACUCAGAAAUGGAGGAGCUUUCCCAGUUGGUGGAACAGGGGUACGAUUUAUUGGGUACCCUUAAUUGGGGCGACCACCUCCCUUUUCUCAAAGACUUUGACCUCCAGAAAAUCCGGUUCACUUGCUCAAAACUCGUCCCCAAAGUAAACCGGUUCGUUGGUUCAAUUAUCGCCGACCAUCAAGCCGACAUAACCCAAACCAACCGCGAUUUCGUUCAUGUUUUGCUCUCUCUCCAAGGUCCAGAUAAAUUGUCUCACUCCGACAUGAUUGCUGUCCUCUGGGAAAUGAUAUUUAGAGGGACCGACACGGUGGCGGUUUUGAUUGAGUGGAUAUUGGCGAGGAUGGUGCUUCAUCCAGAGGUGCAAAAGAGAGUGCAAGAGGAACUGGACGCGGUGGUUGGUGGUGGGUCACGUGCCUUGACGGAGGACGACGUGGCCAUGACUGUUUAUCUUCCGGCGGUGGUGAAGGAGGUUCUGAGGCUGCAUCCUCCAGGCCCGCUUCUCUCCUGGGCCCGCUUGGCCAUAACUGAUACCACCAUUGAUGGGCAUCAUGUGCCCGCAGGGACCACGGCUAUGGUAAAUAUGUGGGCCAUAGCACGGGACCCGGAAGUAUGGGUGGACCCACUCGAAUUUAAGCCGGAGAGGUUCGUGGGUUUGGAGAACGAGUUUUCUGUUUUCGGGUCGGAUCUGAGACUUGCUCCAUUCGGAUCGGGUAGGAGGACUUGUCCCGGGAAGACUCUGGGUUUGAGCACCGUGACCUUCUGGGUGGGCAGUCUCUUGCACGAGUUUCAAUGGGUACCGUCCGACGAAGCCAACGGUGUCGAUCUAACUGAGGUGCUGAGGCUCUCUUGCGAAAUGGCCAACCCCCUCACUGUUAAAGUCCGUCCUAGGCGUGGACUAAGCCCUUAAAAUAAUAAUAGCAAUGUUUAAGUUUGUUUAAGUUAUUAACUUGAAACUCUGUUUUAAUGGAAAGAGAAAAACAAAAAAAAAAAAAAGAAAGGAAGGUUUUGCAUGUGGCAGGGGUUGGUGGUAGGUGCAUGGCCUUUGAGUCAUCAGGUUUUUCUCUUUUUUCUUUUUCUGGUUUUUGGUUUUUAAGUUGACAGUGAAGUCUGAAGUUGUCCGGUUAUAAAAAAUUAGAUAAUAUCUAUUUUGAUUGUAAAUAUUGGUGAAGAAAUUAAUACAAGUUUUUAAGUUUGGCUCUAGCAUUUAAA